Messenger RNA from Thunnus maccoyii (southern bluefin tuna), 5467 nucleotides. Its product is annotated as dolichyl-diphosphooligosaccharide--protein glycosyltransferase subunit STT3B-like. The coding region runs from base 303 to 2753 and encodes 816 amino acids. The record is from RefSeq and is a predicted model, not a curated record. Gene Ontology annotation, biological process: post-translational protein modification. NCBI's taxonomy places the organism in Eukaryota, Metazoa, Chordata, Actinopteri, Scombriformes, Scombridae. Gene Ontology annotation, molecular function: dolichyl-diphosphooligosaccharide-protein glycotransferase activity. Gene Ontology annotation, cellular component: membrane. The transcript has 16 exons.
ACCCCGCUCCAAGGAAGCAAGGAGGAACAGCCCGAGCCGCAUGUGUCACUUCCAGUAUGCUGCAGAACCGCGCUGCUAUGUGACUUCCUGGGAUCAUUUAGCUGCUUUUGCUGUCGGUGGGAAGUAAGGUUAGAAAGUUUGGAACUACAGCCGGUGUUUUGGGGGGCGCGGGGCGCGUAGGGAAGGUGGUGCAAGUGGUUUCGGAAGUGGAGCGUGGCAGAGAAGGUGGGGGGGGCUUUACUUUCCUGUGUGAUACCAGAUAGCUCGUUUCGCUGCUUGCCACGACGGGACUGACGUAGAAUAUGGCGGAGCAUCACCCGGUUCCCGACAGCAAACACAAAUCCUCACUGAACUCCGGAGCGUCGUACUCUGGGAACGGGCGCAGCAGCACGGCGGUCGCGGAGAGAGGCAGCACCGCCGGGGCAGGAGGAGGAGGAGGAGGAGGUCUGUCCGGCGGCCUGUCGCAGCCGGCCGGAUGGCAGUCCCUGCUGUCUUUCACCAUCCUGUUCCUGGCCUGGCUGGCCGGUUUCAGCUCCAGGCUCUUCGCUGUCAUUCGCUUCGAGAGCAUCAUCCACGAGUUUGACCCCUGGUUCAACUACAGGUCGACUCACCACCUCACCACCAACGGCUUCUAUGAGUUCCUCAACUGGUUUGAUGAAAGAGCCUGGUACCCUCUGGGUAGGAUAGUGGGGGGCACUGUUUAUCCAGGCCUAAUGGUCACGGCGGGCCUCAUCCACUAUGUGCUCAACCUGCUGCACAUCACUGUCCACAUCCGGGACGUGUGCGUGUUCCUGGCCCCGGUGUUCAGCGGCCUGACCUCCAUCUCCACUUUUCUGCUGACGAGGGAGCUGUGGAACCAGGGGGCGGGGCUGCUGGCGGCCUGCUUCAUCGCCAUCGUCCCGGGCUACAUCUCCCGUUCCGUGGCCGGCUCCUUCGACAACGAAGGCAUCGCCAUCUUUGCCCUGCAGUUCACCUAUUAUCUAUGGGUGAAAUCAGUGAAGACGGGGUCGGUCUUCUGGGCCAUCGGAUGCUGCCUCUCCUAUUUCUACAUGGUUUCAGCUUGGGGUGGUUACGUCUUCAUCAUCAACCUUAUUCCUCUUCAUGUGUUUGUCCUGCUGCUCAUGCAGCGCUUCAGUAGGAGAGUCUACAUAGCCUACAGUACCUUCUACAUCAUCGGCCUGGUCCUCUCCAUGCAGAUCCCCUUUGUGGGCUUUCAGCCAAUCAGGACCAGUGAACACAUGGCCGCAGCAGGUGUGUUUGUGCUGCUCCAGGUCUAUGCCUUCCUGCAGUACCUGAAAGACAGACUGACCAGGCAGGAGUUCCAGACUCUGUUCUUCCUGGGAGUCUCUCUGGCAGCUGGAGUAGUUUUUCUCUCCGUCAUCUAUCUGACCUACACAGGGUACAUUGCUCCAUGGAGUGGGCGCUUCUACUCCCUCUGGGAUACUGGCUAUGCUAAGAUCCACAUUCCCAUUAUAGCGUCGGUAUCUGAGCACCAGCCCACCACCUGGGUGUCCUUCUUCUUUGACCUUCACAUCCUGGUCUGCACCUUCCCAGCAGGCCUCUGGUUCUGCAUAAAGAACAUCAAUGAUGAGCGUGUCUUUGUGGCUCUAUAUGCCAUCAGCGCCGUGUAUUUCGCCGGCGUGAUGGUGCGUUUGAUGUUGACUCUGACUCCGGUGGUGUGCAUGCUGUCAGCCGUGGCGUUCUCCAGCGUCUUUGAACACUACCUGGGUGACGACAUGAAGAGGCAGAGCCCGCCCGCAGAGGACAGCAGUGACGAGGACGACAGGAAGAACGCCGGCAACCUCUACGACAAGGCUGGUAAGGUGCGUAAACACGUGUCAGAGCAGGAGAAGGCAGAGGAGGGCCUGGGCCCCAACAUCAAGUCUAUCGUCACCAUGCUGAUGUUGAUGCUGCUCAUGAUGUUUGCUGUCCACUGCACCUGGGUCACCAGCAACGCCUACUCCAGCCCCAGUGUCGUGCUGGCAUCUUAUAACCAUGAUGGCUCCCGGAACAUCCUAGAUGACUUCAGAGAGGCCUACUACUGGCUGAGGCAGAACACAGACGAGCACGCAAGAGUGAUGUCCUGGUGGGACUACGGCUACCAGAUAGCAGGCAUGGCUAACAGGACCACGCUAGUCGACAACAACACAUGGAACAACAGUCAUAUAGCACUGGUGGGCAAAGCCAUGUCAUCUAAUGAGACCGCAGCCUAUGAAAUCAUGAGGUCACUGGAUGUCGAUUAUGUCCUGAUCAUCUUCGGCGGGGUGAUUGGCUACUCAGGAGAUGACAUCAACAAGUUCCUCUGGAUGGUGCGCAUUGCAGAGGGGGAGCACCCCAGAGACAUCAGGGAAAGUGACUACUUCACCCCACAGGGAGAGUUCAGAGUGGACAAAGCUGGCUCCCCCACCCUACUCAACUGCCUUAUGUACAAAAUGUCUUACUACCGCUUUGGAGAGAUGCAGUUGGACUUCCGGACGCCACCGGGCUUUGACCGGACACGUAACGCUGAGAUCGGCAACAAGGACAUAAAGCUGAGGCACCUGGAGGAAGCCUUCACCUCAGAGCACUGGCUGGUCAGGAUUUAUAAGGUCAAAAAGCUGGAGAACAGGGAUCGUGUGGAGCACAAGCUGCGAAGCACCGACACCACCAAGCAGAAGUACACCUCCAAAAAGACAGCCAAGAGGAAGCGUGGAUACAUCAGGAACAAGCUUUCCCUCAAGAAGGGCAAGAAACUGACCAAGAAAUCUUUAUAAAGCGUCCACCACCAACAGAGGCACACCGUGGACGGGAGAGAGGAAUCAAUCUUACGUAAAAAAAAAAAAAAAAACACAAAACUUUCAACAAAACCAAGCAGCAAAAGUAAAUCCACCAAUCAAGAUGAAUAAGGAAACACCAGAGGUUCUCCAGACCCCCCCCCGUCAUCCCCGAGCGUCCUCACCUGGAGGGUCCAGGCUGGAAAUGUUAUCAUCACCUAGGAAACCGGAGAUUGCGUUGACCUGAUAAGCGGGGUCAAGGAGGCGGAGAAUGGGAGAUGUCGGCUAGUCCGAGACCCUCCCCACACUGGUUUUAACCUGAGGAACUGUGACCUUUAUCUCGUAUUUUCUUUUUUGUACUUGAACGUGCCGGUGAGUGAUAGGAGGCAGAGAGAGCAAGAGAGAUUAGUUGUCCUCAGUUUAGGACUGCUCUAUGCAUUGCAUCAUUCAGACAGAAAUAACAGCCUGCAGAGGAGCUCACAGAAUACACACCACUGUUGUACCAUGUCUCAAAUUCAGAGCUAACCCCCCCCCCCCCCCCUUCAGAUCCACUCAAAUGAAAACAGGCAAAGCAUGACUUUAGGAUGACUGUAAUGGUGUUUCCCCUUGUUGGAGUGCAUUAAAUUCUCACACUUGAUACAUGUUAGAUUUUGAGAAUUUUUGCAGAAAUUGAGUUUUUGAACAUCCAUCCUCUCAUCACAGUGUUAACAUAUGUGCUGUUUUUAUCUGUGUUUAGUUUCCUUUUAAAUUCUGUUUUGAAUCCGUUAUCAACAGGAGUAUACUUGUACACACACACACACACACACACACACACACACAUACACACACGUGCCAACAAGGAGAAGCCAUCGCUCUUCAUCCAGCCUCAUACUGCUGCACUGACAGGACAUUUUAUGUUAGAACCAGACUCCACAGGCGACUUAAAGAAUUGUUACAACUUGCUUUCAAUAACACUGUUAACACCAAGUUCAUUUGUGAUAUGUGAGAACAGACAGCAACAUCUCUUAAGAGAAGUCACAAGGCAGACAGCUUUUAAACAAACCACCAGGUUCAAGUUAUUUGGAAGAGAAAAUGAAGACGGGCAUCAAAUUGAUUUUCCCAAACUGUCUGUUGUAAACAUCCAUCACCACCUGGUACAACUUUGAUCUACACAGUGUUUUUUGCAGCAGUGAGGGAUUAUUACCAACACUAUGGGUGCACUCACUUUAAUUUUUGCCUCCAAAUAAAGUUGUUUGCAUAAUCAGGCUAAAUUCUCAGCUUGUUUACAACCCGAUAAAACUACAGAAAUAAGAACAGAGUUGUAACAGAACAGAAUGAUCCAUCUGUCAGUAUCAACUCAGUGGGUUUAAAUAUGAACAUAUCUUUUUAAGAUGGUUCAGGAAAGCCAGGACAAGAACUCAAGUCUACAUUUUACCAGUUAAUGAUUUGUAAAGAGCAGCAUUGUGCAGGCAGGUUUCUGAGCUUCAGGGUUAGAAAACAGUGAAUCUGUGGUAAAAAAGCUUUUUGUAACUGUAGUUUUUAAUGAUCACUCUGGCUGCAGGUGAACUGAACUGAAUGUAAAUUGGACUGAUUAAGAGUGAGUGCCUCUGGAUGUGAGCAAAGUGGUCCAGCCCAUCUUCUUGCUCUCAUCGCUAGUAGCAUAUGCUAACAGGGGGACGUCUGUCGUGUCUGCCAGAGUGAUUAUUAAAACACAUUUGAAGUGUAGUGCUCAUUAGCUUAAAAAUUGAAACGCUUUGAGCUCAGUACCCAAGGUGCUGAGCGUUUAAAACACACUCUUCCGAUUUGAAAACGACGAGAAUGGAAAGCAGCGCCUCGUCGGGAACAUAGUUUGGUGAACACACAGCUGUAGUGUUCCUACACACAAUGUCUGUUAUGCAUCCACCAGCGUCUUUGAGUCAAAUGUGAGGCCUGAUUCCCUUUGAUCUCCUGUCAAAUGUUCCACUGUGCUCUGUAGAUACCAGACUGCUUCUCCCCUCACAGGUACGGUAACAGGAUCAAACACUCUCUGCUCCCACUGCUUAUUCCCUCAUGAAUUUAGAAAAAUAUGAAGUCUUGUGAGCUGCUAACAGGAGGAGACUCUGUUUCCUCACAGGGGAACGGGGACAUACACUUUCAGAGGGUUAAAACAUUACACUAUCACUAUUUGUCAGAUGUGAUGCCUCCAGUGGUUCUUUUCAAUUGGCUAAAUUUCCACUUUGUUCCAGUUGUAGCUCUGUCAUGCAACCAGUGGCAUAAACAUGGUUAUUUCUUCCAGCAUAUGUGAUAUAUUAUGGUUUGAAAGUGUAAUAUGUUCCCUCUGUAAACCAAAUCCUCCCUAUAAUUUAAUCCGCUUUAUUCAUGUUUCUUGAAGAUAGUCCAAGAAACAUAAUCCAUCCUGUGUGAGCUGACUUUGAUUCUGUUGUGAGGUUUUGUCACAAGAACACCAACGUAAGUGAAACCAGGAGAAGAAGAUAGCAUUGGCCUUAAGAGGAGAAAAAAAAAGAAAAAAAGAAAUCAUAUCGUUUCCAGAGCUCAGCAGAGACAGUCAUUGAGUGUAUUUAUUACAUGGACGAUGGAGGCUGCGAUGACUAAAGCGAGUGUAGCGUCCUAUCACGAGAUGCAAGGAUUUUAUGUUGUUUUGAUUUUCUAAGUCAAGGUUUCUUCCAUCAAUUGUAAUGAUCUGGAUGCAGGUGUGAGAAUGAAACAUGCCUUUUUGAAUAAAGAGGUUGAAAUAA